AUGGAUCCCACAAUGGAUAUUCCUCCUCUUGAUGAUAAUUCGCUUCUUGCAUCUUCAUCAUCGGGAGCCCAUCAAACAUUUAAUUAUCCAAAAAUUGAACCACUCGGAGAAGGUACUUAUGGAGAGGUGUAUAAAUCCAUCGGACCGAACAAACAACUCGUAGCCUUGAAAUGUAUCAAACUUGAUCAACUCAAUGAAGGUGUUCCAUGUACAGCCAUUCGAGAAAUUGCCAUUCUCAAAGAAUUAAAACAUCCGAAUGUGGUGAGAUUGGUAGAUUUGGUCCACUCCAUGGAUCAAUUGACUCUGGUUUUUGAAUAUUGCAAUUAUGGAGAUUUGAAGGCUUAUAUUAACAAUGUUGCUGGGGAUGGCAAGGGUCUUCCACCGAAACAAGUGAAGAACUUUAUGCGACAAAUGCUCAAGGGUAUUGAAUAUUGUCACAUGCAAAGCGUGCUUCAUAGAGACUUAAAGCCACAGAAUAUUCUGGUGAAUGCUGGUUCAACAUUGGCUACUGGCUCAUCGUCGUCACCAGCUGGUAGUACCAACACAAACCAAACACAACAAAAACAAUUUAUUGGAAGCUCUAGCAGCAGCAGCAAUGGACAUCAUCGAGGCACCAAUACUGCUCAAAAUGUUCCAUCGUCAGAUAAAAUUGAGCUUAAACUUGGAGACUUUGGAUUGGCGCGAUCCUUUGGAAUUCCAGUAAGGAAAUUGUCACACGAAGUGGUCACCUUGUGGUAUCGUUCUAUUGAUAUUUUACUUGGAAGUCAGUCGUAUGGCUAUGGAGUGGAUAUUUGGAGUUUAGGUUGUAUUUUUGCAGAGAUGGUUACAGGUAAACCAUUAUUUACAGGCAAAGAUGAAAUGUCACAAUUAGCGAACAUUAUUUCCAAGAUGGGUCUUCCAUCAGUAACGGAUUGGCCGGAUGUCAAACAAUUACCAAAUUACGACAUACUUAUUAACAAGAUUGCCAAAAAAACCUCAAUUCCAUGCCAUGGUCGAAUUUCGAAAGAACAAUUCAGCAAAGAUAUUUUACAAAACAAGCUAGAUCCUGCAGGAGUUGAUUUACUGUACAGAAUGUUGGAAUAUGAUCCCAAUAAGAGACCAUCGGCUACAGAAUGCCUCAAACAUCCUUACUUUAGUACUCACUAG
Messenger RNA from Naegleria lovaniensis, 1146 nucleotides. RefSeq lists its product as uncharacterized. Lineage: Eukaryota; Heterolobosea; Eutetramitea; Acrasida; Naegleriidae. The coding region runs from base 1 to 1146 and encodes 381 amino acids. Gene Ontology annotation, biological process: protein phosphorylation. The transcript has a single exon. Gene Ontology annotation, cellular component: cytoplasm; nucleus. Gene Ontology annotation, molecular function: cyclin-dependent protein serine/threonine kinase activity; ATP binding. The record is from RefSeq and is a predicted model, not a curated record.